Molecule: messenger RNA, 1054 nt
Organism: Tarenaya hassleriana
Lineage: Eukaryota; Viridiplantae; Streptophyta; Magnoliopsida; Brassicales; Cleomaceae
Product: heat stress transcription factor B-4-like
Exons: 2
Coding region: 101-1054 (317 amino acids)
Biological process (GO): regulation of transcription by RNA polymerase II
Cellular component (GO): nucleus
Molecular function (GO): DNA-binding transcription factor activity; RNA polymerase II cis-regulatory region sequence-specific DNA binding
Source: RefSeq, a predicted model, not a curated record
UCUCUCUCUCUCUCUCUCUCUCUCUCUCUCUCCCCACCACCGCCAGUUUUUUCCAAAACCCACCAAUACACUAACACUCUCUCUCUCUCUCUGUGAGUAGAUGGCGACGAUGAUGAUGAUGGAGAGCUACGGCGGAGAGAGGGUGGUGGAGACGGCGGAGGGGAAGGCGGUUCCGGCGCCGUUUCUGACGAAGACGUAUCAGCUUGUGGACGAUCCCACGACGGAUCACAUCGUCUCUUGGGGAGACGACGACUCCACCUUCGUCGUUUGGCGCCCUCCUGAAUUCGCCAGGGAUCUCCUCCCUAAUUACUUCAAGCACAACAACUUCUCCAGCUUCGUCCGUCAACUCAACACCUACGGUUUCAGAAAAAUCGUUCCGGACAGAUGGGAAUUUGCAAACGAGUUCUUCAAGAGAGGAGAAAAGCAUUUACUCUGCGAAAUCCACCGGAGAAAAACCGCUCAGCCGCCGCCGCCGCAGCAGCAACCGCCCUUCCCUCACCACCACCACCACCAUCCUCCUCCUCCGCCGCUCCAGUUUUCCGGACCCACCUUCUUCCCCUUCCCGCCACGUGCCGCCGAUGACGUGGACCUCGUCGGAGCUUACUGGUGUGACUCUCCGCCGCAGCCGCGACAACCGACCGUCCACCACCACAUCUCCGGCGGAGGAGACAAUGCCGCCGCCGCCGCCGCAUACGACCGCCAAGUCACGGCCUUGACCGAAGACAACGAGAGAUUGCGGCGGAGCAACAGCGUGCUCAUGUCGGAACUCGCUCACAUGAAGAAGCUCUAUAACGACAUAAUCUACUUCGUUCAAAACCACGUGAAACCAGUCUCGCCGAGCAAUUCGUUUCCUUCCUCUCUUCUUCUUGAUCAUCAUAAUCUGAAUCCCGCGCAGAAGCCAUUAUCGAACCAGCCGGACUUAGGGAGAAGCGGACCAAAUUUUGGUUCGAACAUGUCUGGUCCGGCGGACCGGAAUCUUGGUCCGCCGGACCAACUAGGGUUGGUCGUGAGACUUUGGGCUCUGAUACCAAAUAGAGAAGAAUUCUCCUAUUGA